Molecule: messenger RNA, 2195 nt
Organism: Durusdinium trenchii
Lineage: Eukaryota; Dinophyceae; Suessiales; Symbiodiniaceae
Source: the annotation of a GenBank genome assembly
CGCGAAGCGAAGCGGUAGAGAUGUCCAGUCCGGGCGAUGGUGCCAUCGGCGAUGACGUCUCAGACCUCACCUCCGGGAGGAGGGCGGAGUAGCGAGAGCCCGCCGACCCCCCGCGGGUCCGCGGUCCGCAGUUCGGAUGGAAGAGCUUGAGGACGAGGUGGUGGAAGCGCCACACGCAAGCCAGAAAGUGCAGCUUCCCUCCUCCCAGGAGAACCUGGAUGUCCUCGGGAAUGCGACUGGCAAGUUGCCUCAUCUCAAGACUCCUUCCAAUGAGGGCUUGGGAGGGGACCUCUCGCAUUGGUUGCUGCAGCUCCGUGACGAUCUCUUUCGACGCCUCGAUGGGCAAGACUUGAUGUUGAGCAUCCUCAUCGGAGGUGAUUUUGAUGCUCAAUCAGUUGUCACCGAGCUUUCGACCAAUUUCCUGGACAGCUGUCACGAGAAGGCGAGUGACAAUGAGAAACCCACCGACGAGGAGGUCGAAGCCGAGCUCACAGUGUCCAGCAAGGCGACCAAUCAGACGCCAGAGGUACCGAAACGGAAGUCCUUUGUACCGAAGCUGUGGAGCACUUUUACCGACUAUGACUUGGCGCUGCAGGAGAAGCACGACGAGCGGGAAGCACACCGAGUCCGGAGGUUGUUCGCCACGCGUGAUGGAAAACCCACGGGCAUUCCCUGGAGAUACAGGAUCGUGAAGAACUCGAUCUUCGACUCGUUUUGCGCGCUAAUGGUCCUGGCAAACUGCGUCUUCCUGGGCGCGGAGGUGCAAAUGAGUAUUGCCGAUCCGAUGUUGCCCACCUUUAUGCGGGUCAUGUCCUUUAUGUUUACCUUCUGGUUCCUCCUGGAGCUCGUUUUGCGAGUGGCAGCUGAUGGUUGCCAGUACUUCAUUGGACCUGAUUGGAUGUGGAGCUGGUUGGACCUCCUCGUGGUGUUAACCUCCAUUUGGGAGGUGGUGGGCGAUAUCGCCAUGGCCGUCCAAGUGAACAACCAGACGCCCGAGACCAGCGUGGGAGACGUGGGUGGAAUGUCCAGCUUGAAAGCCUUCCGGAUCAUCCGCAUUACGCGCGUCAUCAAGGUGGUUCGCCUCAUGCGCGUCUUUCGUUUCGUCAUGGCCUUCCGCACCUUGAUCGCCUCCAUUGCCGAGACGUUGAAGAGUCUUUUCUGGGCGCUGAUGCUACUGGGAGUGGUCAUCUACGUCUUUGCUGUGCUUUUCACGCAAGCAGUGAACGACUACAUCGCGGAACCUGACAAUCCUAUGCCGGAAGAACUCCGAGUGUUGGCCGUGAAGUACUUUGGAUCGCUCUAUGAUACGAUGCUGAGCCUUUUUGAAUCCAUCGCCAAUGGAGUGAGUUGGAAUCAAGUGCUGGCACCCCUGAGGUAUAUCUCGCCGAUUUGGGCCGUGGUGUACUUGUUCUACAUUUUUUUCACCUACUUCACGGUGCUGAAUGUGGUCACUGCAGUGUUUUGUCAAGCUGCUGUGGAGACAGCGCAGAAUGACCAUGCAGCGAUGGUGCAGUCGGUCUUGAAGAAUAAGAAGGCCCAUUGCGAGAAGCUGCAGCACCUCUUUUCCACUCUGGGCGACCAGUGCACGGGGACGAUCACAUUCAAGAUGCUUCAGGACCGGAUGAAUUGUCCGAAAGUCCGUGCAUACUUCGAAGUCUUGGGCCUGGACAUUUGGGACGCUUGGUCCUUCUUCAAGUUGUUGGACGACGAUGCCUCCGGAGACGUGGCGGUGGAAGACUUUCUCCUUGGCUGCUUGAGGCUGCGAGGACAAGCCAGUGCCAUUGAUAUGGGCAAGCUGCUGCAUGACCAGACUUGGCUGAUGAAGAACUUGGGCAAGUUCCAGACUCAUGUGGCGCAAGAAUUCCACCAUCUCCGCAAAGAGAUCCGGGCCAUCGAGCCCAAGUUGAACUCCAAGAGCCCUGUCUCAGUCUCGCGGUCCAUCACAAGGGGCAAGUCGCCUCUGCCGAGCUCCUCCGCCACCACGCCCACGAUGUCGCGGCACAUCGACGAGCUCGCUCAGAUCGUGAAGACGUCCAGAGAGCUCCGCGACGUGUCCCUAGAGCGGAAGAGCCCGCGCGCGGAGCGGCUUCAGACGGGCGAGGGCGAGGGCUGAGCGGUGAGAAAGCGGGAAUCGAUGAUUCAGGCGAGAAAAGGAGCUUCCGAGGUGAGCUCCCUGGAAGAGAUGGUGUCGAACU